Molecule: messenger RNA, 1803 nt
Organism: Phalaenopsis equestris
Lineage: Eukaryota; Viridiplantae; Streptophyta; Magnoliopsida; Asparagales; Orchidaceae
Product: 3-phosphoinositide-dependent protein kinase 2-like
Exons: 11
Coding region: 157-1641 (494 amino acids)
Biological process (GO): intracellular signal transduction; peptidyl-serine phosphorylation
Molecular function (GO): protein serine/threonine kinase activity; ATP binding
Source: RefSeq, a predicted model, not a curated record
AUCAAAACAGCAUCAGUUUUUUCCCUCCUCCAAAAAUGCAGCUUGCCCCGUGCUCCCUUCUCUCUCAUUGGAGUCGCUGCGCUCUUUGUAUUUGCCAUUCCUCCCCGUCCUCUCCUUCCUCCGCUUUCGCUUUCGCAGGAGAAUCUACUGGUUGAGAUGACGGUGGUGCGGGGUUGGCGGGAAGAAUCGACGAACGAGUUCGAAGUGGAGGUGCGGGCCCCGUCGCUACGGAGCGUCGUCAGCUGCAGCGGUCCGCCGAGGAGUAGCAACUUUACGUUUAGGGCACCGCAGGAAAACUUCACCAUCGAUGAUUUUGUGCUCGGGCCGGUCCUCGGCGUUGGUUCCUUUUCCAAGGUAGUUAGGGUAAAGAAGAAAGAUACGGGACAAGUGUAUGCUAUGAAGAUCAUGGACAAGGCUUUUAUUACCAAACAACAGAAAGUAUCCCAUGUAAAACGGGAGCGCAUUGUACUCGACCAACUAAAUCAUCCUGGGAUUGUUCAGCUUUUGUUCACAUUCCAAGAUUCUUAUUCCCUUUACAUGGCAUUCGAGGCUUGUGAAGGAGGAGAGCUAUUUGAUCAAAUAACCAGGAAAGGCCGUAUCUUUGAGGGUGAGGCUCGCUUUUAUAUGGCAGAAAUUAUUGAUGCCUUGGAAUAUCUGCAUGGCGUUGGAUUAAUUCAUCGUGAUAUUAAGCCAGAGAAUUUACUUCUUACUGCUGAUGGGCAUGUCAAGGUUGCUGAUUUUGGCAGUGUAAAAGUAACUGAAGAUGCCCAAAUCUUACUUCCUCCACUUGCGGCAAAUGAAGAAACUGGUUCUUUUGAGGGAACUGCUGCAUAUGUUCCUCCAGAAGUACUUAACAGAUGUACAACUAGUAUAGCAAAUGAUCACUGGGCUCUUGGGUGCACCAUGUAUCAGAUGCUUUCUGGAACUUCUCCCUUCCAUGAUUCUUGUGAAUGGCUUAUGUUUAAGAAAAUCAAAGCAAGAGAUAUCACGUUCCCUGCUUACUUUUCAGAUGAAGCCAUUGAUCUGAUUGAUAAAUUAUUGGAUAUUGAUCCUGGAGGAAGAUUGGGCGCUGGCCCAGGGGGUUAUCCUGCCCUAAAGAUGCAUCCUUUCUUUAAGGGCAUUGAAUGGAGCAAGUUAAGACAGUUGUCAGCCCCGAAGAUCGCUCUGAACUCGAAUGUUUUAAUCCAAAAUGAUUCCAGGAGGGUCUUGAAGAAAAAUAAAUCAGCUGUUGUCCUUUAUAAGAAUUUAGCUUCAGAGUUUGGUUCUAAUACAUCACCGUCAUUAGAAUUUCAUACUGCUUUGUUGGCUUCAGUGGACUCUUUUGAUUCUAGAUGGAAAGAGUUUCUGGAGUAUGGGGAGACUGUUGUUUUGGCUUCUAAGCUCAAAAAACUGCGUCUGCUCACAAGCAAAAAAGUGCAGCUCAUCCUCACCAACAAACCCAGAUUAUUUUAUGUUGAUCCUUCCAAGUCAAUAGAAAGUAUGAAGAUUCUAUGGUCGGAUAACCCUAAUGACAUUGGCGUCCAGGUCUUGAAUUCUUCACACUUCAAGGUUUGCACGCCAAUGAAGGUCUCAACGUUUGAGGAUAAGAAACAACUUGCUUGGCACUGGAAGAAGGCAAUUGAAGGCCUUGUAAACCGCUGAAUUCACCUGGAGCCAAUAUUUUUGCCUUGUAAGCUUAUUUGGUUACUUGAUGUUAGAAAUAAUGAUUUACAAAAAUUAUCAUUUUUGGUAAAUCCAUAAUUUGUCUGGAUGUAAAUAGACACAGGCAUUAAUUAAAAAAUUCAGAGGCAUUCUCAAAACAUC